UUCAUCUGAAUGGUUAACCAGUGAUGAGAAAGGAAAGUAUAAAGUCAGCCAGCACUCGAACCUGUGCGCCUGAAAGAGAAAACUGUGCCAAAUACGAUGAACAGAGUUCGAUCACAAGGAAAUUCGAACGUUUCUGCGGAUUCCGACUGGAUGAUGUGUCGUCCUUCGACAAAUUCACGAAUCUUUUGUACCAACCAACUGACGCAGCCAGUUUAGGAGUUGUCAGAGCACUUUUCGGUCUCUGUAUGGUGCUGGACGUCGUCGAAGAGAGAGGUCUAGCAGACGUCGAUAUAAAAUGGGGAGAUCCAUCAGAGUGCCGUUUCCCAUUGAUCCACGGAAUGAAACCACCGUCGUUACCAUGGAUCAUAGUGAUUUACGGGAUAAUGUGGAUGAGCGCGUUUGGAAUUAUGCUCGGAUGGCGCUUCAAGCUCGCUUGUUCCUGUUUCGUGGCCGCUUAUUGGUAUAUAUUCCUACUGGAUAAAACCUACUGGAACAAUCACACGUACCUGUACGGGAUCGUUGGGACUCUCCUCUGGGGUACGGAGGCUAAUAAGUACUUUGCUUUGGAUGCGAACAAACAGAAGGGAACCACGAGUACAGUGCCGUUAUGGAAUUAUUUUAUCUUAAAAUUCCAAUUCUUCGUGCUGUACUUUCUAGCUGGUUUAAAAAAAUCUGGUGCAGAAUGGCUGUCUGGGUACGCCAUGACGAAUUUAUCGGCACAUUGGGUUUUCAGUCCAUUCAAGUUGAUCUUGACCACUGAGCAAACUGAUUUCUUCAUAGUUCACUGGUUCGGUUGUAUCUUUGAUUUGACGGUGGGAUUUUGGAUGUUAUUCCAGAGAACCCGUGUUCCUGCCAUGAUCUUUUGUACUGUUUUCCAUUUAAUGAAUUCUAGAUUAUUCAGCAUAGGAAUGUUUCCGUACGUGUGUCUUGCGACCAUGCCCCUCUUCUGCAACACGGACUGGCCACGAAAGUUCAUUUCCUGUUGCAAACGCAAUUGCAUUUCAGCUUUUAUACAAAAUCAGAAUUUUCAAGACAGCGAGGAAUCUUCUUUAAAUCAAUUUACGAACAUAUACGAUAAAAAAUCUUCUAAGGAAACAAUUAAAGAUGCAUCGAAUCUACAGGGAAUGCUCACUUCGCGAGAUGAAGUCGAAACAGAUACGAAAUCAUCGUGCGUAAUUAAAAGUGAAGACUCUAAAAUGGAAACUUCAGAACGUGAAGUCAGCGGGAUCAAAACUGUUUGCAAACGUAUAAAGGAAGGAAAUCUCAAAUCGAAAAGCGUGACAAGGAGGCAAAGAUUUGUCGUUUCUCUUUUACUUCUUCAUAUUGGUCUACAAUUCUUCCUUCCGUACUCUCAUUUUAUUACAAAGGGUUACAAUAAUUGGGUACCAGGUUUGUACGGCUACUCCUGGGACAUGAUGGUCCACGUAUGGGACACCAUACUCGUCGUGAUUAAAGUUCACGAUAACGUGAGUAACGAGGAUCGUUUCUUGGAUCCGAAAGCCUGGGUGCAAACCGAUCGAUGGGAGAAACACGGCGACAUGGCCAGACAAUACGCCUUCUGUCUACGGGAAAAUUUGAUCGAGCAAAAGAAGUAUAUGUUGCAAAAUGGUCAUCAGUAUAAAAGGAAUCCAAAAUGGACGAGUUUGUCUUCGAACUUGAGCAUCUACAUCGACGUGUGGUGUUCUCUGAACGGAAGAUUCCAGCAAAGGAUGUUUGAUCCCAAUGUUGACUUGCUAACGGUGGAUUGGCAUCCGUUCAGGCCUAUUUCGUUUCUAAUGCCACUUCUGUCGCAAUAUAGUUCGUACAGAUAUAAGAUAGAAGAAAUUCAGCAACACGUCUACACAUGGUCAAAUGACACGGACGUUCUCUUUGUCGCUGACUUUCCUGGCAUGCAUCUGGACAAUUAUAUCGCUAAAAAUUUCACUAACGUCAGUUUGACGGUGCUCGAAGGUGAAGUAACGUACAGUGACGAGAACCAAACGGAAGGUGUCAUUCUUUCGAAAGAAUCGUCGAUUCCAAUAAAAACUGAACAAUUUCAUCGAGUCAAGACGACGAGCGCUUAUCCGGCUUGCUACAUGUACACUUACAACAACCGAAACAAACAACAAUCGGAUACAAAUGGACCACUCGAACCGGAAACACAGAAGGAAGUAUUCUCAAUUUCAAAGGAACUUAAUUACAAGAUCGAAGCCUGGUCGCGAGCCUUGAAUCACAUAGUGAAUGCGUUUUUUUAUUUAGUUUACGAUGUUCCUAUGGUGCGACGAGUACAUAUCAAUAAAUAGUAGGAACUGUAAUUCGUACACCGCAAACCGAUCUCUUAUUUUUAAGAUUAGCCAAAGAUUACAGACAAUUUAUUUUCAUACCUAGCAAUGUUAAAUAUACUAAGCUCAAUGGAAAACUCGUUUCAAUUGUCUCAAUAAGAUGAAUAAACCAACAGAAUUUAGCAAAACAAACU
Molecule: messenger RNA, 2455 nt
Organism: Dufourea novaeangliae
Lineage: Eukaryota; Metazoa; Arthropoda; Insecta; Hymenoptera; Halictidae
Gene: GC
Product: vitamin K-dependent gamma-carboxylase
Exons: 9
Coding region: 24-2282 (752 amino acids)
Biological process (GO): peptidyl-glutamic acid carboxylation
Molecular function (GO): gamma-glutamyl carboxylase activity; vitamin binding
Source: RefSeq, a predicted model, not a curated record